AGCGAUCUCAGUUGGUUGAGCUCAAGCCACAUACACGUACACACACGCGCUCAUCUGUCCACAUCAGACAUACCAACACGGACAUUCAUAUGGAUGCAGGAAUCAUCCUCUGUAACAACACACACAGGCCCUCAGGGAAUGAUGCGAUCGCCACAAACCGAUCAGCCAUCUGUACACAGCUGCCCCAACCAAAUACACGCCACGCCCACAUGUACACAUGUACACACACACACAGAAACACACACAGAAACACACACACAUCCAUCCACCACACCAACCGAGGGGCGGGUGCAGGGGUUCCACGUGGGAAGGGAAACAGCCAAGCCAGUCGUGGACAAAAAGACGCCGGGACUUUGAUACGCGACAGUCGGUGGGUGAGGUGGGAGGUAGUCAUGCGCCUGUCUGGUACGAGCAGUAGUGUAGUGGCUCUUUGCACAAAGCCAUCGCAAGCCAGAGCCAGUGAGUCAGUGUGGGUGCGCGGGAUGCACCGACGACGACAACGUCAGUCAGUGCAUCCACUCACCAAACCGAUGAGACACUCGCGCGGGGUUGUGUGGGAGCUGAUGGGCGGCAAAACCGACACGAAUACGGUUGUUGGACGGUUGACAUGCAGCAUGGAGGAGGAACACACAUAUGCACAGACAGACAGACAGACGAGUAUACUGCACGCGAUCCGUGUGCUUGGAAAAUCCCCGAGCGGAAACAAACUCUCCCUUUCCUUUGGAAAUGCAGCCACACACAUAUAUAUUACAUUCCCGUACGGACACAUGAAGACGGAAAAAGGGGCUCCAGACACUCUGCAAGCAGUGUUCGCAGAAGAGGCGUACGUAUGUACACAGUACUUACGUGCUUCACGUGCGUUGUGAGCACACCCCAACCUCACACACCACGCCGGCGACGCCAAGCCCGCACGAGAAAGGCUCUCUCGACCAGGCUGACGUCACCGAUCCUCCGGCGAAAGGGAGAGGCGCACUCACACGUGUGACACACUGGGUGUUUCGGGAAUGAAUGGCCCUCCAGCUUCGAUUCGACCCCUGGCUAACCAGUCCUCCCACCAAUCCCCCCUGAGCACCGCACCCCACCGCACCCAAGCAGCAAGGCAAAAAGUCAAAACUCCCUCCACACCCGACACGCACGCCCCCUCCCUCCCUCGCUCCCCUGGUCCUCCUCCUUCAGCCCACUUGUGCAGCUGACGACGCACCUGUGGUGAAGACGAACCCCGCCCCAUACCUGGCCCUGCCCUGGUUGAUGUGUGUGCCGACGGCCUCCUGGAUCGCCCGUGCUGUCGUCUGUGCCUGCUGGUGGGCGGUGCGGUGUUGGUGCUCGCAUGGCGCGGUCUUGUGUGGCGGCGGGGGGCAGGAAAUGAGUGCGGCGGCCAUGGUCUCGGGCAGCUGCUUGUGAACCACCAUGUCGAAACACGCCACACCGCCCCAGGUGCUCGUGUGAGGCACGAUGUCCAAGUGCCUGAGAGACGGACGGGGAAUGAACGAACACCAAAUGGAUGGCGACCUGGUCGUGUCGUGUCGCGUUUAAUUAAGGCAGUCAGUCAGUCGCACCAGUGAUAUGAUCGUUCCCAGUCUGCCUCGAGUGAGAUGCCGCCCGCCUUGAGUCUGGACCUCUGUCUGCUGUGGUUGUGCAUCCAUUGGGUGCUGUUCUUCUUGACGGGCGUCGUGCGGACGAUCACAUUGUAGUCGGGGUCACCUGCAAAUAUAAGAUCAUGGUAUGUAUGUAUGGUCAGUCAUUAAACCCCUUUAGCUGCUCCGCCCACCCACUGACUGACCGAGUGCGUGGUAUAGCAUGUACAGGCAGUUGUGGAGUGCCUCCGACAGGUCAUGCAGCUCCUCGGACGUGGCGUCCAGGAAAGAAUGACUGUGACGCCUGAAGACAGAAGAACAAACCACACCACACAGACACCCAGCAAGGCACAUCACAUGUGGGAGCCUCUUGGACGCCUGUGUGUGCUGCCUGCCAGGUGUCUGUCGGUCUGUCCGUUUGACUGACCGUGGUACGAUCCACAUCUGGUACGCCCGGCUGGCUGCGUAAGGGACGAAGGCAACAAACGAGUCGUUCUGGAACACCACACGCGUACCUGGAAAACACCAACAGACACACGGGAUACAUUACUUCCAUGCAAUGGACCUCCAUCGGUCAGAUCAUGUGUGUCAGUCAGUCCAUCUGUCCAUCCAUCCAUCCAUACCAUCUCCCUCCAGGUCUUUGAGUUCGUCUUGCAGCACUCGACAGAAGACGCAGCUGCCCUGCUCGUCGUGGAACCGCCGCGCCCAGUCCAGCCGCUGCAACGUCACACUCGGGAUCACCGGCAGACCAACCACCUGGACCCCAACAGGCAGCAGCACAUCAGUCAGGGGGUGGGGUGCCUAUGGACAGUGGGGGGGUAUGUGAUAUGAUGUGUUGUUGUACCUGGAAGUGUGGGUGUUCCAGGCUGCCGCCGGAAAUGAGGCCGUGGUUCUCGAACAAGGCCACAUACCGAACGCUGCACACAUUCAGUCACACAUACAGGUAAGACGCCACAUGAGUCUGUCUGUCUCUGGCUGGCUAGGCUGCCCAACGUACGUACCGUGAGUCUUCAGCUGCCACCUGCCCCCUCAGCUGUAGCGUCUCGAGGAUGGACAGCACCUCCGACGGCCGCAUCAGCGCAGGGCACGUGUUAUGGUGCGGGUGACUCACUACUACCUGCAUCGCAUCGCAUCACACACACACACAAUGAAAACCGUGUGCACGGGUGAUCAUCGAAUGAAUCGAGUUGCCUUGCCUUCCCACCUCACCUCCUGUAUGCCGGCCCCCGUCACUUGUGGGUGCAGGCCGAAGAAGCCGCACUCGACGUACCGCCGAUCACGGGACAGAUACGGGAACUUGUUUGGCACCACUCGAAGCAACCUACACACAAAAUGGAACCAAUCAUGUGGGCAAACCAAGCAGUGCACCCACCCCACCCGCAUCGCUCUCUCCUUCCCUCCCUCCCUCACCAGUCGCUCUUGUGUUCAUCGUCCCCGGUGUGCACCACGCCACUGGCCGCAGGGUUGGGUACCUCGUACAGCACUGGCGGACAUGACGCCUCAUUGCCGGGGCAGAAUGGGCAGUCGGCAGCGUGCCGCGGCCGGUCCUCGGUGAGGCUGGAGGGUGGGUCGCUAUCGGGUGAGGAAGUGGGGCCCUCGCGUGCCUUGUUGUUGUGCUGCUUGUAGGUGAAGGGCUUGUUGCCCACCGCCGGGCUGUACAUGGACCAGGUGCCCGUGGCGAUGCACUGACGAAUAAACGACUCGCUCUCGGCAGGCGGACAAUCCCGCCAAAUGAUGCCCGGGCCAGCCAGCUCGGCGAGCGAGAGGUUCCUCCCUCGCUUGGGCACAUGGCAGUAGUCAGGAUAGCCCCAAUCAUCGGCGCCAUCCUCCUCCUUCCGCGGCUCACCGUCGGUCUCAGGCACGUCAGGGAACGACGACUGGCUCCACACGUCGGUGUUGUUCCCGUCUGGCGCCCGUCGCAUCCCCGCUGGCAGUGGUGAGUGACCUGUCGUGCUGCUUCCGUUGAGGCCGUGCGGCAUGGGUACUCGGCUGGGUCUGGUGUUGGCGGUCAUGGUGAGGCUCUGCUGCGGCCGCUGGGGAAGGGGUGAAGAGGGUGGCGGCACGUGGGGAGGGCGGAAGAGAGAGCAUGAACGCCGUGACAGCGUCCAUGAGCGGGACGGAGAUGACUGCAUCUUCAAGUUCAACUCAAAGAAAAACUCGAACAAAGAAGGUCAGCUGGCUGUGCUUGCUGCCACACAAUAGGCCAAUUCAGUGCUCCGCUUUUCUCAUCC
Molecule: messenger RNA, 3805 nt
Organism: Vitrella brassicaformis
Lineage: Eukaryota; Vitrellaceae
Source: the annotation of a GenBank genome assembly